AUAGCCAGGAGUCACCUCUAUUUACCUGUAAAAUAUCGCUUUUCUCAGAUAAAAAUUGAGCGAACUACAGGAGAAAUACGACGAAAUUUUGAGGAGCUGACCAUAAUUACCCCAAGGCACUCUAUAAAGUAGUUUCUAUGAAUCUAAACUAAGCAUGCAGAAACAGAAUAAAAGAGAUAACCAAGAACUGCCUAGUAAUUUAUUUUUUUUUGCCCUAAUUUUUACUCGCUAAAAAAUGGAUUUUAGUGGAUGUUCACGAAGUUUUCUGGAAGCCCCACAAAAAUAAAAACUCAAAAUUUCAAAUUUUUUUUUCAUGUUUUGGUCCGUUUUUAUCCUCUUAUAGGUUUUCGACGUUGCUGAAUCCAACGGGCAUAUGCAUGCACAUGUGUCGCAUAUACGGGUACCUGUGCAUGCAUUUUUUUCGGAUGCCCAUACUCUUAUUUCUAACAAAAGUAGGCUUUCGUUUGUUCUUAUAGUCGAAAUAAACAAAACAGUGCCAAAAAAACGUGAUGCUUUUUUAACGACAUGUAUAAUUAAGCUGUAGGCAUGAGAAACAACAUAAAACCGUAGUAAGCAUGCAUAAUAGCAACGCAAUUGAGUUUUGGUGGAAAUGUAUACAUCAUAUACUUUAUAGGUAAAAGAAUGGUAUUGUGAAGAAAGCGUUCGCAUACACAUACGUAUAUGUAACAUAUGCGCGAGCAUAUGUACAUCAGAAUCUGCAUGGUCGAAAACCUGUACAGAGCUUUACCAAACUCUUAAACAUCAAAACAGAUCAAAGGAAAAGUAAUUUUCAGAAGAAAAAAAGUAUUUUGCGUUUUUCUCGAAACGUGUUUUUCGCGUGGCGGAACUCACCGUCAGGCAAAUUUCUCCGUAACAAAAAGUCAGAAUGGAUCAGUUCUUUUUUUAAAUUGAAGUUAAGACAUAUGGAAACAACGUAACAGAAAACGAUUUUGGAUUUUAGGCCUUCAUUCUUUUACGGUGUUGGAAGUUAUACACCAAUUUUUGCUCUUUUUUCGAACUUUUGAGGUGAAAUCCUUCGGAAAAUUACAGUGUGUAAAUGGAAAAUGAGAAAUUUUGAUUUUGAUUUUUGGUUCUUUUUCUGGCUAAUAUUUAUUAAUAUUGGUUUAUGAAAUAAACCAAUAAGAAUAAAAAUAAAACAAUUCAAAGAUGUGCCGUUUUUCAUUUUAAAAGUGCCUAAUAGAAUUAUACAAUUCUAAAAUGUCUCAAGAACAUCUGUAAAAAAGGACCUACUUUGUACUUCAAAAAAAUGUUUGAAACCAUUAAAACUCUAAAGAUUUAAGGAAAUCCUUUAAACUAAUCAAAAGAAAAGACAUCGAUAUUCAUUUUUACAAUUAUUAUUGAAACAUCCAUGUUGUAUUGAACAAUUCGAAUAUGUCGCAGUCUGAUUCUAAACUGGCUCAGACUAACUUGACAUUCUCGAUUGGAUGAGGUCAAUCGGGAAUUGAUCUAGCUAUUUUAUAAUCGAGAGAUGAGGCAUCUCUACUUGUUCUAGGCAACUCAGAAUUCCAAGACGAUCAACAAAUAUGAACCAACAAAGUUGGCCAAGGUCCCUAUGAUUCCGCCGCCUCUGCAUAAUGCGUAAAGACAUGUGAUAACCCUUGGACAACAAAGUUUAAUUCACAACUAAUUUCAAAAUGUUUUGAGAAAGAUAAAUGCAACUUUCAAAUCGAAACUACGAUCGAACUAAAAGGUAACAUGUGUUUCCAAGCAUAAAAAAGGAAUUUUAACAGUUUUUAGCACUUUGCAUCGAAAAUAAAACCAGAAAUAUCGGUUCAUUUGCGGCAGAACGAAGAUUACAUCGAACUUACACGAAGAUGCCGCAAACUUUUCUUAACCCUCAUUUCACCACCUGGGGUCCGAGCGGACCUCAGAUCGAAUAUUAUGCUUCUCUUUCCUCAACAGUGAUAGAUCAACUCCUCAUCUUCUGGAUAUGCGCUAACGAAAGUUAGACGGAUAUAUCGAUUAUAUUAGUGUCUUCGAUUCUGACAUCGUCAAUAUGAUAAAAGACCUAGAAGUACGCACCAACGUGUUUUCAUCAUUUGGGGUGCCCUCGGACCCUAGAGAGUAGAAUUAAUUACACUUUUUUAUUGUUAAGAUAUCGUUUCAAUUCAGCAUACAUUCGCCCAGCUCUAGAGAAUAUUCUAGAAGGUUCUAUCUUAUGUUAUAAGUUUCUGAAAUUGAAUUGAACUUAACCUUUGUGUCAUUAUAUUAGAAUGUUCUGGAAUAUUUCCUAUCAUUCUGAAUGUAUAGUUGAGCUAUAUAAGGGCAGUUGAAAUCGCCGAAUAAUUUUCAAUUUGAAUCCAAAUUAGUCUUACACAUUUUCACUCAACAUAACAAUUCCCAACGUAAUCCUUGUUGCAUUUGAACAAGUUGAGAAUUCGAGCAACGGGUUCAAAGAGAAGCUUUAAUGAUUAUUACGACAAAAACUCAGAUGACGAUCGUUCACUUCUCGACGAUAAUUCUGGCGACGAUGACACUGAUGUAGAAGAUUCGGAACUGCCGGACGGACUGAAAACCGGCUCGGAGAACUCUGAAACCGGUGCAACGGAUGAAGAUGAUUGGCAAGAAGAAACUGAUGUCAGUUCGGUGGAAAGCGAAAGCAACAGUGGUGGUGAUCAAGAACCGCCAAGACGUCGUUCGAAGGUCGAUCAGCGAUCAGAGUCGGAAGUAUUUUUGUCAAAAUCUGGUCGACUCAAACAUUUCAUAUCCGUUGAAAGGUGA
Molecule: messenger RNA, 2742 nt
Organism: Didymodactylos carnosus
Lineage: Eukaryota; Metazoa; Rotifera; Eurotatoria; Philodinida; Philodinidae
Source: the annotation of a GenBank genome assembly